CUAGUGGUCGGUCAAAAACAAAAGGCAGCAGCGCAGCUGAACGUUUCGCAGGCUGGCGUAUUUGUUAUUUUUUUAUUGUUUAUAAAUUUAAAGGAACAUAAAAACCAAUAUGACCAAAAAGUGAAUAAAAAAGCAGACGGAGAAAGAUCUAUUCGAUUAAAUGUUUGUAAUAAAAUAAAAUGAUAUUGUGGUCAAAAUUCAAAUCAAUUUGAAGUUCGCAUAAUUAGUGUAUCCCAAAAAGCAAAAAAAAAAAACGACAAUGACGACGAAGGAGUAAAAACAUAAGUUUUGUAUCGACUCGGUGCAUUUUUUCUAUUGGAAAUGUCGAAAUGUAUUUGCUUUUAUAAUAAGCAACAAAUGCACGUUUGUCACACACAUGCAUCGGUUCAAACAGAACAUGUUCAAGCAAAUUGUGAUUUUAAGGUGGAGUGGAAAUAAAUUAAGAAAAAAUACAACACCACGAGACCACUAACGAAAAGAAAAUACAACAACAAAACAUUCAAACAGCAUGUUACUGCGGUCCAGCUGCUACGACGUCAUCAGAUUCCAAAUAAUAGCUACUAAAAUACAAAGAGCAGUUUAUAAUUGCGAAAGUGCUGCCAAUUCAAUUUGCCAUUCAGAAGCGUUGUCGGAUACUCAGUUAGUCUGUCAGUCCUUGAUCAAAUAACAACAGGAACUAACAUAGAAAUAUGCAAAUGGAGGCAGUCAACUGUCUCGGCUGAACACUGACGAAAUCAAGGAAGAAGAAGCAGACUACGAAUUUUUGUGACGACAACGCGGCCAUAUUUCACCCAAAAACAAAAUAGCAACAACAAAAAGCUAAAAACAAAACUAGAGAAUUAAAACAAAAAUACCUAUGAGACUGAGCAUGCGCAGCUUAUUCAACUAGAUCCACCAUAAACCAAUACAACAACAACAAACUACAAACAGCAACAACAAAUAUAGUCUUAGUAACAAACAAACAAAAAACCAAUACGCUUGGAUGAUAUUGAGAGUAAACUAGGCAAAAAUUUUGCGGCUCUGCUCUUUACUCCAGUUAAAUAUAUUAUAUUAGCAAACACAACAACAACAACAACGGCAACCACAACAAAAUGUACAAUGAUUAAGAUGCAAUAACAAAAUCAACAACAGUAACAACAAUAUACUCUUAUUAUCAUUAAAGCAGACAUCCAACCCCCCCCCCCCUCUGGUUUUAAACAAUUAAAAAACGCAAAAGUCUUUAAAACAAAACAAAAAGAAAAACAAAGUCCGUCAACAAAACCAAAAACUUGGGAAGGCAGGCAGCCAGGCAGACAAACCGUCAGACAAGCCACAAGAUAGCAACGACAUAAGGCCAACCACGACAACGACGACGUCGACGUAACUAGUCAUUAGUCCAACAACAACAGACCAUUUACAUUUUUUCCAAAGCCAGCCAGCAUUCCAGUUUUACCUUCAUCACCCUGAGACAACAACUCUGGCUUUUUUGCCGCUGAUAUAAUAUAUUUUUUUUUGCGCGUGUAACUUGUUUGUUGUCCGAUUAAAACUCUUGUUUUGGCCAUAACAGAACAACAAGACAAGCUAAGCAAAAAACCAGUCAAAACACAUAGAACCUGAAGCAGAGAAGCAUCACCCAAGACGACGGGGACCAACAAGCCAAAACGACAACCUCCAGCUGUGUGCGGGCAACUCAUAUUUUAGAAGUCCUUAAUCAACAACAGAAACAGAAACACAACUGCUUCAUAACUUUUUUUCUAAUGCAGCGGCCAAACCAGAAAGCAUCAGCUGCAUCAGAAUCAUCACAACUUGGCUAAUAUUACCAGACAACAGUUAUUCCAACACCGGGGUGUUUAGCAAAGCCAAUACUCUUGCCAUGGCCAGCAACAUGCACAAUACUCGUUUGUUGAGAUUUCUAAUUGUGGUGUCCAUUGUUGUUCUAACCAUAUUUAUCUAUGCCUCCUAUUCAUCCACACAGACCCUAGCGCCGCCGCCCAUGCGCAAUACAGCUAUGGCCUCACUGAUGGCCUUUUCAAUGGCAAAUAAAAGCAGCAGCGGCGCUGGCAGUAACGCCGAUGUCUUCGAACCGGUGGCAAGUGCCAAUGUCAAGAACAACAGGGCUGCCCCGCCAUAUAUACGUUACGAGAAUCUACCAUCAGCAGGUGGUGGUGGUGGCAGUCAUGGCAACGAUGUGGUCGUCAUUAAAAAAUUAACGCAUCAUCGUGAGCCCACCAUUGAUGAAAAUGCCAUAGAUGGUGGUGGUAGUGAUGGACCGGGCACAGAUGUUGGUGCUGCAGGGGAAACUGGCACCGGUGGCGCCGAAGACUUGACACUCGGUGUCGGAGGUGGUGUUGGCGAUGAUACCGCCUUGGACCAUUUCAAUAAUCAAAACAACGAUUUAAUGCAAGAGGAACAAUAUGUCCAGGCUGUUGAAAAUAAUUUAGUUAAUAUUAACAAUUCAGCAGCAUCAGCCGGUUCUGGUACAGGAGCAGGUGAAAUGAAACAACAGCAGCAGCAGCAACAACAGCAAUCACCCGAAGGCCAGCAAUCACAGCAGCAGCAACAACAACAAGCACAACAAAAUAAAAUAUCAGAUUCAGAUGUUCUAAUACCAACAUCUAAUCUGCAAAAAUUCAUUGAAAGUGCAGAUAAAAUAUUGAAAAAUAUCUCAAGUCAGCAUCACGUGGUGGCCACCGCUGAUACGAUAAACAAAUCCCCCGAUAAGUAUUAUCUACCACUGGAUCCUAACAAUGAUGACAAUGAAAUACUCGAUGACAACGAUGAGGCACAACAGCCCUCGGUUAUAAUGACCAUUAAAGGAGGUGCCGGAGACAUUCUCAGCAAUAUAAAUAAUAAAGAUAGUGAAAAAAUUGCUGAUGAUAAUAAAAAUAACAACAAAAAUGAGGCUGUAAAACAAGUAGCCUCGGCGGCGAUCUCAUCGGCAUCUGCAGCGGGAGCAGCUGCUGCACCAUCAUCAGCUAAAACGACAGCAACCACCAAAAAGGCAGCAACAAAGGUACAAUCUGCCGAUCCAACACAGGGAAUACCCACGCAACAAAUUUACGAACCCGGCCAUAUGAACGAGGAGAUCGAUAUUGAGCAAAUUUGUCCCAACAAGGGUGACAAAUUGAAACUUUUAAUACUCAUAACAUCAGCACAAACUCACACCGAGGCACGACUGGCCAUACGACAGACCUGGGGUCAUUUCGGUACACGUCGUGAUGUUUCCACCGCUUUUAUACUGGGUCGUACCACCAAUGCCACCAUCAACGAGGCCCUGACCCAAGAGAAUAUGAUUUAUGGUGAUCUGAUACGUGGUCACUUUAUUGAUUCCUACAACAAUUUGACAUUGAAAACAUUAUCAUCCCUGGAAUGGGUGGACAAUCAUUGCCCCAAGGCCAAGUAUAUACUGAAAACCGAUGAUGAUAUGUUCAUAAAUGUGCCAAAGCUGUUGCAAUUCCUCGAUGCCCAUGCGAAGGACAAACGUGUCAUCUACGGACGUUUGGCCAAGAAAUGGAAACCCAUACGAAACAAGAAAUCCAAAUAUUAUAUAUCGACGGGGCAAUUUAAUGCCGCUGUGUUUCCGCCCUUUACCACCGGCCCGGCCUAUGUGCUGACAAGUGAUAUUGUGCAUGAGCUGUAUGUUAGAUCACUGCAUCAGGUCUAUCUGAAGCUGGAGGAUGUCUUUACGACGGGCAUUGUGGCCCAACAGCUGGGCAUCAAGCGGGUGCAUGUCAAUGAAUUCCUUAAUCGGCGCAUUGCCUUUAAUCCCUGCAAUAUUCGCAAAUCAAUAUCCGUGCAUAUGAUUAAGGCCAAUGAGCAAUUCGAUCUGUGGAAGAAGCUGCUGGAUCAGACCACAAAAUGUAAAUAGUAUUUUAAUGUUAGGAUAUUUUAAGUUAUUUUUAGUAGUAAACGCAUACAUAUAGCCACAUACACACAUACAUACAUACUAUGCAUAUAUACACAUAAACAGAGCCACUCAUUGAUUAGCCUGUAAGUUUUAUGAUAAACAACUACAAUAACAAAAACGAAAAAUGGACAGAUGUGAAGAAUAACAACAACAGAAUAAUCUUUAAGUUAAAACUAGUAGAAUUUUUUUUAUUUUUAAAAACAAAUAACUUAUAGAAAUGAAUAUAAAUGUGUAUAUUUUUUAAGCCAUUUAAAAUGCAAUAAUUACUAUUAUAUAAUAUAGACAACAAAAAAAAGAGAAUACUUUAUCUGCAAAUCAAAAGAAAUCUAACGAAAAAAAAAAAACAAAAAAUAUGUAUGUAUUUGAAAAAAAAAGAAAGAAAAACAAAUAACUUCUUAAAAUGUGUUACUAUCUUAGCAACUUCUUUUUCUAUUCCCCUUUUUUCUAAAAUUGGACAAAAAAUACCUUUACAUCUACAAGGGCAUUUGCUAACGAAAUUAAUAUUUGAAUAUGUGUUUGUUUUUUUUAAUGGAAUAAUAAUAACCAAAUUGUAUCUGAAUCUCUAUGCAAGUUUAUAGUAAAGAAAACAAAAUCAAUAAGUUUAUGCCUUUUUUGUUGUCAAAAAGCCAAGCUUUGUGUAAUGGUAAACUGAAAUAAGUAUACAUUAAUUUUUUUUUGGUUUUGUCACAAUAAAGUUCCCAGUGUUUCCAGUAAAUACCAGAAAAACAAACAAUAAUUUAAAAGUA
Molecule: messenger RNA, 4632 nt
Organism: Musca domestica (house fly)
Lineage: Eukaryota; Metazoa; Arthropoda; Insecta; Diptera; Muscidae
Exons: 5
Coding region: 1853-3847 (664 amino acids)
Cellular component (GO): membrane
Molecular function (GO): hexosyltransferase activity
Source: RefSeq, a predicted model, not a curated record